UUUUCGAUUUAAUUUUUCGAUAGAGAUAAUUUGACAUUUUCGCAAAUUUAUUAGAUUUAAAAAAAAGAAAGAAAAAAGAAAAAGAAAAGAACGAUAACGAUAUUACAUAUGUAUAUAUUAUAAUUUAUAUCGUGGUUUUUGUAAGCCGUUUUCUAUAAGAUUACUUCUCGUAAAGUUGAUUAUUUCCUCGGUAGAAAUUCGUCGACUCGUUUGCUAAACUAAUAACGCUUGACUUUCAUUAGAUAUUUUAUGAUGGAUCGUCCUGAAAGAUCCUUUGUCAGGUUCACUCGGAAUUCAUGGCCGGCUCAUUACCUUCCAAAAGUACACGAUAUUAACCGUUAUUGUGUGUAGGAAUGGCACGUUACGUUAACGCGUAACAUUAGCGUAACGAACAUGAACGUGUGCGCGCGCGCACACAAAUGCUCCAACUUGAAAAACAUACGAGAAAGUCGUCGGGGAAUGGCGCUCUUUCUUCUUGCUUUCUCUUUACACACGUUACAUAAUAAGGAGUGGCACGGUGUGUUACCAGAGACCUAUAAUUUUGUCGCGAUACAUUUAUCCUUUGACCGUGUCAUCCGAUUAGAAGGAUAACGAUCGACCUCGAUCGACUUUACAACAGGUGUUUCGAUCAUUGGGAUUUUAUAUAAUGAAAGGACUCAAUGUAUUUUUCAUAUGAAUAAUGAUUAAAUAAUUAAUCAUCAUUGUCACUGUUAGAUCUAUUAAAUAUUUGAUAAACAAUAAUAACCUCGUUUUAACAUAACAUAACAGUUGUGAACGCUUAAGGUGAUAAAAUGCAAGGACAACGUCUUCGCGAAUAAUAAAAUGUAAAAGUGAACGUUUUUACAUUAUUGCAAUAUGGAAUUACAUUAGAAUUAUUUAAAGCUAGAUAAUUCAAAAGGCACGUUCUCUUAUGUAGCGUCUACUAAAGUGAAUUUAUAUAUAAAUUGCACCGUGGCAUGUAAGGAAAGAAAGAAGAAAAGAAACGCAAAAGAGAAGAAAAAAGAAGAAAGAAGAUAAAAAAAGAAAAGAAACAAGAAAGGGAACAUAAAAAGAGGAAUACGAAAUGUUAUUAUUUCUUCCUGAAUUUCUACAUCGAGAUGUUACGUUGUAAUAGAAAUGAAGUUGUUACUUGAUCGUUAGAAAAUCAGGAUGGUAAAUUAACCUGAACGAGUACGUUCCAAGUUAAUUUGAGAUAUAUACUUAACUUUUCGUAAGAUUCAUUCAUAAUCGAACGUUCUCUUUCGUUCUUUCACCAUUUCAAUGACCAAUCCUAUGGUCACAAUAAUCGUGAAUGAAUGACGAAACGCUAUCUAUAAGAGAUUAAUACCGCUAACUGAAGUGAUCGUUAAAUUCAACACACAACUGAGAACGGACGACGAAUUAUUAAUGCGAUGCAACGUUCUUCCGUUUCAGGAGGUACGAACGUUAUUCCUCUUGCUGACCAUUGCCGUCCUUGGUACAAUUCAGGAUGGCCUAGCCGAGAAAAAGAUCGUUUGUUAUUACACAAAUUGGUCGAUAUAUCGACCGGGAACGGCCAAGUUCUCGCCACAAAAUAUCAAUCCAUAUUUGUGUACCCAUUUGAUUUACGCUUUUGGUGGCUUCACCAAGGACAACGCGUUGAAACCUUUCGAUAAGUAUCAGGACAUCGAGAAAGGUGGUUAUGCUAAGUUCACAGGAUUGAAGACAUAUAAUAAAAAUUUAAAAACCAUGUUAGCGAUCGGUGGUUGGAACGAAGGUUCCAGUAGAUUUUCACCGAUGCUUGCCGAUCCUGCCAGAAGGAAAGAGUUAGUUAAAAAUUCGAUAAAGUUUCUUAGGCAAAAUCAUUUCGACGGCCUUGAUCUCGAUUGGGAGUAUCCAGCUUUUAGGGACGGUGGAAAGCCUCAUGAUAAAAAUAAUUAUGCGAAUUUUGUACAAGAACUUUACGAGGAGUUCGAAAGAGAAUCGAAAAAAACCGGAAGAGCACGACUACUUCUAUCAAUGGCCAUGCCUGCUGGCAUCGAGUACAUUGACAAGGGAUACGACGUGCCUCGUUUGAACGAGUAUCUUGAUUUCAUAAAUCUUUUAUCUUACGAUUAUCAUUCAGCUUACGAACCUGCGGUGAAUCAUCAUGCUCCUCUUUAUCCUUUAGAAGAGGACAAUGAGUACAAUUAUGACAGUGAAUUAACGAUUAACUACACAAUCAAUCAUUUAAUGAAAAGUGGAGCAUCAUCGGAAAAGAUCAUAUUAGGAAUUCCAACGUAUGGUCGUUCCUAUACACUUUUUAACGAAGAUGCAACAGAUUUGGGAUCACCAGCUGAUGGUCCAGGUAUCGAAGGUGAUGAUACACGUGAAAAAGGAUAUCUUUCUUAUUAUGAAAUUUGUGAAGGUAUCACGAAUUCGGAUGAUUGGGAAGUAAUACAACCAAAUCCUAAAGCAAUGGGACCAUAUGCUUUUAAGGGUAAUCAAUGGGUAGGCUAUGACGAUGUUGACAUCGUUCGAUUAAAGGCUCGUUUUAUAAACGAAAAGAAUCUUGGUGGUAUAAUGUUCUGGUCGAUUGACAACGAUGAUUUCCGUGGGAAGUGUCAUAAUCGACCUUAUCCUUUAAUCGAGGCUGGUAAGGAGACACUCCUUAUCGAAGAUACAAGAAACGUAGCUCAAAAGCCAAAGUCAUCGGACUCGCGCAAAAAAUUGCGUGGUCAAGGUACACCCAAUAAUUCUAUACGUCGAAAAGUGAAUUCGAACGUUAGAAGAAGUACAACUUCAGCGCCUGUGACAAGAAAACAAGUGACCACCUCUAGGACAAAGUAUCGUACAAUCGCACGAACGAGAUUCAGUGAGGAGGAAGAAGAUCGAGAAGUCGAAAGACGAUCUUACGAUCCAUCUUCUAUCGAAGAGAAAAACGAGAGUGGUAAUGCUGUGAGAAGUUCUGAUAAAAAUAAAAGAAAAAGAUCACGGAAUAGAAGCAAUAAUCGAAAUCGAUCGUCCACUGGUAGACGUAGGAAACCAAUAAGAAACGAUGAAAACGAUGAAAACGAUAGAGAUUCGACGACGGUCGGAGAAUCUCUAAGCAAUAAAUUGACCACACCCGAACCACCAACUACUCCUGAUCCUGGAACUGAUUUUAAAUGCGAAGACGAAGGAUUCUACCCACAUCCACGUGAAUGCAAAAAGUAUUUCUGGUGUCUCGAUAGUGGUCCUGGAGGUUUAGGAUUAGUCGUUUAUCAAUUCACUUGUCCAGCAGGUCUGGUAUUCAACAAAGCUGCCGAUUCCUGUGACUAUCCACGUAAUGUGGUUUGUCCUAAAGCUAAAACACCGCAAACGACAACAAGAGCACCGAUUACAGCAGCCACCAGUCGUACUACUUAUUUGCAUAGUACAACGCAACGUACAACAACGGCUAAAUCCGAUUCCGAAGAGGAGGAAGAAUAUUACGAGGAUGAAGAAGAAUUGGAGGAUUUAGAUGAUGAAGAGGAAGAGGAAGAGGAAGAGGAAGAAAAAGUAGAAUUCAAAAUUACUUCGACCAUGAAGCCAUUACAAUAUAAAACCAUUAAUAGAAAUAAACCUAGUACAGCAAGUAAGACCACAAGUACAACGUCAAAGCCAGAGAAAGAAGAAGAGUAUAAGAACAAUGAUCCUACAGAUGAAGAAGAUCCUAGAGUAAUCAAGGAAUUAAUUAAUCUUAUUAGGAAAGCAGGUGGUAUCGAAGAACUUGAGAAACAAUUACACCUUCAAGAAAAGGGUUCAAGUGCCACCUCGAAUAACGAUCCUGUUACCCCAGCUACGAUCAGUCGUACUUUAUACGAACGUGUUUUAAACCGACAGGCUAGCAAAAUAAUUAACAGCAAUGUAUCGGGAUCUUCUGAGAAAAAUAAUUACAAAAAUGGGCCUGGAAGGGCCCAGUUUGAAGGUUUGGAUGAAAUUCCCGAGGUGAAGAGUCUCAGGCGGAUUCAAAAACCACAAUACGUUACGAUCGAAAGACCAAAAGCAUCGACGAAUGCACCACAAUUAGAGGAUGAAGAAACUGAUGAUGAUGACGAAUUGGAGGAUUAUAAUGUAAAUGUAGCUUCCUCUGAAGAUGAAACUAUCAGCAAUCCAUCAGAAAUUAGUACCUCAACACAAAGAGUAACGCCAAAUUAUGUAAAUAUUCGACGCAAUCGAUUUUCUACAACUACAUCCAAAAAUGAAAAUGACGUGGAAGAGAAAACUGAUGAUGCGGAAGAGGAAACUCCAAUUCGCCGACGACGUCCUAACGGAUCAACCAAAAAUCAAGAUAAGGAAUCUGAACAUGUUUCAAAACCAUUCCGCACUCGUACGAGGUACAGGAACACGGAAAGUAACAAAAGCACUGAAGAAUCAUCAGUAGAAACGGACUCAGAGGAGAAGCCAAUUCAAGGAACUCGACAAACGGAUCAUGAAAUUAACACGGCAACGACGAAAUCUAGGUAUAUCAACAUACAACGUUUCCGAAGCACAACUCAGAAAAUUUCUGUCAGUGACAGCGAUAUUUCUGAAGUCGAUGAAAUAACGACAGAGACAUCCACUAUUAAAAAUAAAAUCGAUAGAGAGGAAGAAGUUACGAUGACUUCUACGACUCCUCCAACAUUUUCCACGAUAUCAUCAACAACGCCAUCAACCUCGAUACAGUCUACCUUGUCCUCCGUAUCCGUGACACCCAUUUAUUUAUCAUCAUCAACGAGUAGGAGUACAAGUAAUGAAGCUACUACCGUUAAAUUAGAUCGUGUCGAAGACACAUCGAUAGCAAACGUUCUUAAUGACAACAAUAAUUUGUUGUCGUCAACGACUACGGAUUCUCCUGUGAAACUCGUCGAAGAAUCAGCUACGGAAAUCCUUUUCACGACAGCACCAGCGAGUCCAAGUCCAGCCAGCACAUCAUUAUUGACUACAACCAGGAUAGUAGCUACGGUUUCGCAGCCACGACCAUUUGGAUUUACUCGGAGAAGAUCCGGUAGUCUGACACCUGACGUAACAACGACGCCAUUAGCGCCAUCGAGCGAUCAUUCUAGGUCCAAGGUGAGUAUAACAUCGCGAAAUUCAACGCGAUCGAGCUCGUUUCUGGUAGGAAGAGGUCGAUUAAGAUCAAGAACGGAUACGACCACUCGUCUUUCCGUAAAUAAACGGAUUACCGAGCAAGACCAACUCGAAAAUCCACCGACGUCCGAGGAAACGUUCAUCAAACCGAGAGAAACUACGGUCAAUAAGUCAAGACCUAGUAAUAAACGUAGAGGAAUCAAUAGAUACAUUUCAUCUACGAAUAGUCCUAUAAACGAAGACAUAUCUAAGAACACUAUAUCCCGAAGACGAAGUCGUACGACAGAGUCCCCAAGUACUACCAUCAAAACCAUCACUGAGAGUUCUGGCCCAAGGAGAAGGUAUCGCCGACCUUCCAUACAAUCAACUACAGAAACUACAAAAUCAAACGAACUUGAAGACAGUCCGAUCGUUAGAAUUACACAAGGAUAUACAAGCAGGAGCAAAAAGUUUAGAUCAAAAUCGGAAAUCAAUUUAGAACAGGAUAAUAAUGAAAAAAUUACAAACAUCAGAGUUUUCAAGCAAUCACCGAAUAUAAAUAAAGAGUUAUACGGAAGAACGAGGACUACUAGCAAAAGGAAUUACGUUGAUAUCGAAGAUAUAAAUCAAAGGACUAGCGAAUCACCGAAAAAUAAUGAAAAAAUUUCUAUUUCUUUCAACGUUACUGCAGCAGCAACAACAACAACAACGACAAUAGCAACAACGACAAUAGCAACAACGGCAACUACAAAAGAAAUUGAAGAAAGUACUACAGAAAGUUCAUUGAGCACUGUACAAAUCACAGACAACGAUACAACCAAUAUCAUAGACAAUGAUUUGGACGAGUUAUCGACGCCUACUGUCACAGAGAUCGAUGAAACUAACACGAGUGUUCAAACAGGAUCAGAAGAAUCUGAUACUAUUGCAUCCACUUACAUUACGGAAUCCACUACAGAUAGUAAUACUGUCUCUACAGACAGUAAUGUUUCUUACGAGACUAGUGAGAAUCCAGAAGAAAUUUCUACUACUGAAAAUAUUCUCAUGGAAUCGAUUUCUCCGUUUUACAAAAACACAGAAAUUAUACAAAGCGAAACUAAUAUUGAUACGGUCGAUUCAACGGAAAGAAAACUUACGAAUCAAAGAAGAAAAAAGGUUAUUCUUAGAAGAAGGCCUGUAACAGCUAGCAUUAACACUUCGACGACGAUACAAAUUGAAGAAAACAACAAAUAUCAAGUAAAUCGUAGACGAAAAGUAUUAAAACGCGUACGAUUAAUUGACGGGAAAUCUUCGACAGCCUCCUUCGAGAGUUCUUCUUCUCAAGAAGAAGAACAAAGUACGUUGCGUUCGACAACGUCCUCCGAGAUGACAAUAUCCAAAUCAGACAAUACGAGUGAUCACGUACCAACAGAAUUAAAAUCAGAAAAAUUACAAGAAUCAGAUAAUGUAACUGAAAAUAUUUCAACGUUUGCUACCGAGUUUCCAAACGUAAUUGAUUAUACUCUGAACAAUUCAACUUCAACAGACAGUAAUCUAGAAACGUCAACAAUGACAACAGAAAGUACAAAAGACGAUAGUUCUGUUUCAGAUCUAACAACAAUGCAGACAAUUAUAAUCGAUGGAGCAAUUACAGAAGCUUUGACAUCGUUAAUAACCGAAUCUACACUUUCUGAAAACGAAGAUCUUUAUUCGACUGUAAUUACUACAGAACCAACGAUAACACCACCAACUACUUACACAGAGAAUACAUUCGAUCCAGAAGAAACUCGUUUAUCUACCGAAAAUGUUACUACCAGUAUUCAAACAAUCACGCCUUCACAUCACGCCUUCACUCGACACAUCGAUGAGUCCCAAAUCCACAGCAGAUCUUCCCCCUCUGAAACGAGAUACGUGCGAAAAAAAUUCAUUCGCAAACGUCCAGUAUUAUUAUCUGAAACAACGAACAGUAGAUAUGCUUUAAUCUCGAGGCCACAGAAUCGUGUGUCUUCUACGACAGAAAAGAAUGACGUUGACGUGAAUCAACUUACGAAACGUAGAAAGAGUCUGUUCAUUCGUCGUCGACCAGUUUCAUCGACAACAAAAACAACGGAAGAAUUGGAUCUCGACAUCGAGGAUCCAAAUGAAACGGAAGACGAAGGCGAACAAGAGGAUUUUAUAAAUUCUGAUGAUGUUCAAGAUACUACUGCAACAGCUAUCAUAACUAGUGCGUCUGUCGAGAAUGAAUCUUUAGAAUUUUGGAAUCAUUAUACGACACCUGCUGAAAAAACGGUGAAUCAAAGAUCUUCACCUCCGCCAAAUCGAUAUAAAAACACAUAUUUAACAACCGAACCUUCUUUUACGACUUAUCCAACUUUUAUAAGAGAACAUGAAGAAUCAGAGAAAGAUGAUAGUCGAAUUGCUGGUAAUAUAAAUAAGCCUCGAUAUGUAACUAUUAAUCGUAGACUGGAGUCACGACGUUCAUACAAAGUUCCAAGUUCAAUUAAAAACUUAGACAAUGUUCAAGAGGAAAAGAUACAGGAUAAUGAAAGAGCGUUAUCAACAAAACGAUGGUACCCAAUCGACGAUUCUUCGCCAGAAGAAACAGAAGAAAAUCCGAAUACUAAGGAAGCCGCCAAAUUAAGAUUUAGUGGUUAUCGUCAAGCAAGAGCACGCUAUCGAAAUUAUGAGGAGAAACUUCAAAAAGAAAGAGAGAACAAAGAAAGGGAUACUACAUCUUCAUACUUUGAAUUUUCACCAUCGACUCUAAGAUCACGUUAUCAAACCAAACGUCCAAUCACGCCAAUAGAAAUUCCUGUCACGGAAACCCUUAUACCUGCAAAAAAAUUCGAUUAUGCAGCCGAUGCUUUUCACAGGAAACAACAAUCUUUACGAACGACAACUCCGCAACAACUAGAAGUUGAUACCACUGGAUAUCAAAACGAAGAGAAUUCUGAGUUACAGAAUCUCGUUGAUUCUGAUCGAACGACAACGCCGUCUAAUAAACCAUUGGUCACCAGAUUGGUCACUUCGAUCGCAGAAUCUGGCACUACUGAAAGACAAAAAAUUCUAAUCAAAACAAAAUACUCGUCGUUGACAUCGACGACGAGAAUACCUGUACAAAAUGUGAUCACACGAAACGAUUACCCUUCGACGACACCCUCGUUAAAAAAAUUCAUUGAUUCUACGAACAACAAUCAAGCAGCGACGACUCUCGAUGAAUCCAUCAACGAGAUUCGUCCUGCGAUUGAAGCAUCGACUCUUCCAAUAGAGAGUGAAUUCGUUUAUCGUAACAACGGACGAUUCACCACUGAAUCUCACGAAUCAUCUACCAUUCCGAUUGAAUCGGUUUUCAGCAAUCUAAUCGCUGGAACUAAGGAACAUUAACCAAUUCAUUGUUAUUAAUAAUUAACCUCGAAGAAAUUAACGAAGAAACGAUUCAAUAAUAAUUAGAUUAAAAAAAAAAAAAAAAAAAACGAAAAAAA
Vespa velutina is the source of this 8465-nucleotide messenger RNA. RefSeq names its product mucin-5AC. Gene Ontology annotation, molecular function: chitinase activity; chitin binding. Gene Ontology annotation, cellular component: extracellular region. NCBI's taxonomy places the organism in Eukaryota, Metazoa, Arthropoda, Insecta, Hymenoptera, Vespidae. The transcript is spliced from 15 exons. The coding region runs from base 1387 to 8367 and encodes 2326 amino acids. Gene Ontology annotation, biological process: chitin catabolic process; carbohydrate metabolic process. The record is from RefSeq and is a predicted model, not a curated record.